AUGCCGAAAAGGAGACGGAGUGACGAUGAUGUUGGCAAGCAACCAACGCCUACGAAACGAAGUCGCACUGGGUCCAAGCGAAGUCUGCUGGACAUCAGCGACGAGAUCCUCCUACGGAUCCUGUCAUUUCUCCCCAUCAAAGACUUACUGAAGGCGGAGUGUGUCUCGCGCCGACUUCAUUCUCUCGCUACCGACCGCGGAAUCUGGAAGGUGAAAUAUAUGCAAGCAUGGGUGCGACCGCGCAUGCGACGUAUACCUUCUGCCGGCAUAGGGCGACAAGAUCACUCAGUUGAUUGGAAAAGCCAGUUCAGAAUCAAAUCAAAUUGGUCAAAGGGCCAGGCCAAAGUAAAGGAAGUCGAGGUCGCUCGUCCGCCCACACCGCCUGUGAUUGCGAAAGUCCACCGAGGCAUGAUAUUCACGGUGGAUCCAGCAACUGGCUUGCGGGUCUGGUCGCAGAGAGACGUGACGAAGACAUCGAGAGCGCAGAUUCGGCUUCGUGCGACGUCGGCAGCCACCUGCAUGGCCGUGGAAACGAUCGACGAUACAACUUAUAUUUUGCUUGGGUUUGAUAAUGGGUCCCUUGCGAUUUACCUCUACGAUCGGAGGGGUCACUUCGAGCAUCGGUUAAGCCACCAGUCAGCCGACGGGCCUCUAACGGCGAUUUCUUCAGCCUUCCCCUACGUGGCGACGGUUUCCAGAACAAAAUACCUCAGUCUGUAUCAGUGGGACUCGAAGGUAACUGGAGCUGGUGACGCCACCAAUAUACUGACCAUUGCUCGACUGCAGUCCGAUGCGUCCUUUGCGCCUAUUUCGGUAGGUGUGAGACGCGCACCAACCCACGUCAUUGCGACCAUCGCCUAUGCGUUUAGCAGGUUUCAAUCCGGGUGGUGUGUUGGGUUACAGGAGAUCCGCUUGACCACGACCGGCAGACUUGUGGACAGCAGACUGGCCUCAACCGUUGGGCCUCCCUACACAGGUUGGAGCAAAGGAGACAUGACCACUCGAUCGACAAGCUCCCUGCCGUUACCUCUGCACCCUCAAUUGAUGAACCCGCCCACAUCUCUUUCCUAUCAACAUCCGUUCCUGAUUGGGACGUUGGCAGAUAACACCAUCAUGUCGUUCCUGGUGACUUCCAACGACCAACGACUAGAAAUUAGCGCCGGAAGACGUCUCUGGGGUCACACGUCAGCAGUUUCAGGCGCGGAAGUCAACAACCGGGGCAAAGCAGUGUCGAUCAGCUGUCACGGAGAUGAAAUGCGAGUUUGGGAACUGGAGCCUGUGAUGGCGACUGAAAGCCAGCCUCGGGCCAGCACACGGGUUACAGCAGUCGACGCAUUUUCUGGUGGCAUCGGGCUGUUGGCUCGACGAGGUCCUGGUCUGGGCCUGGCCUUGGGCGAGAUGAGCCGCGAACUAGAGCUCACUCGACGGUGGGUUGGUUUCGAUGAUGAGCAGGUGGUGGUGCUGGGCGAACGAAAUCAACGACAGAUCAUGGCAUUGUACGAUUUUACGUAG
This is a messenger RNA of Fonsecaea erecta, 1512 nucleotides long. RefSeq lists its product as hypothetical. NCBI's taxonomy places the organism in Eukaryota, Fungi, Ascomycota, Eurotiomycetes, Chaetothyriales, Herpotrichiellaceae. The record is from RefSeq and is a predicted model, not a curated record. The transcript has 2 exons. The coding region runs from base 1 to 1512 and encodes 503 amino acids. Gene Ontology annotation, molecular function: protein binding.